This is a messenger RNA of Oncorhynchus tshawytscha (Chinook salmon), 2519 nucleotides long. Its product is annotated as LIM/homeobox protein Lhx6-like. Bases 547 to 1788 code for a protein of 413 amino acids. Gene Ontology annotation, cellular component: nucleus. Gene Ontology annotation, biological process: neuron differentiation; forebrain neuron development; regulation of transcription by RNA polymerase II. The record is from RefSeq and is a predicted model, not a curated record. NCBI's taxonomy places the organism in Eukaryota, Metazoa, Chordata, Actinopteri, Salmoniformes, Salmonidae. The transcript is spliced from 9 exons. Gene Ontology annotation, molecular function: RNA polymerase II transcription regulatory region sequence-specific DNA binding; DNA-binding transcription factor activity, RNA polymerase II-specific.
CUUACUAACAAAAUGGACAAUUGAGGAAAAAAAGCUCCAUCAUAGCAGUGCUCUAUCAGAAAGUUCGUGUACAUGAGCCGUAUAGCCUAUACCUUUGCGUGAUACAACAAGUUUACCCUCCCCCUCCAAACAAGGGGCGCAACUAAACUUUCACUUCAGAUGAGUUGCGCUUGGAGAGACGGUACCCUGCCUAGUUGUCUCGCGUUCUUGCCGAUCUGGCGCAAACCUGCCAACCCAUCCACUUCCUGUAGACAGCAAGUCCAUCCCUAACGGAGGAAAACAAAGAGGAAGGAAGAAUUUUACUAAGUGUUCUAAAUAACGCGUUCUGAAGAGCAAUCUCCACUUGCCGGUCCGUCCGCAACACCCAAGAGCUCUGUCAUAUAGGUGGGCUAGAAUAACGUCUUAUGCUUUAUAUCGCGUGUGUGCUGGGAGGCCGUUGCGUUGAUCGUUGUGUAGAAGGAAAACACGCUGUGGGUGCAAAAUAGAAGUGUAUUAACCCCGAAGACCUAUGGCACGGAUGAUACCAUUAACGCUCAACUUUUUUGCAUGAAAGAGAAAUCAGUUCAAAGCGCUGAGCUUGGGAAGCGAACUCAACCUACGUUAAACUAUAUCAGAAUACCAAGUGCUUUCAUGUAUUGGAAAAAUGAGGUCUUGGCCCCUCUACCAGAGGGAGAUCCGUUUUUAUCCGAAGGAAUUCCCGCAAAACAGGUCAUUUCUCCAGGAAUGCAGCAGAGUGCACCGGGUGCCUCGCGCUGUGUGGAAGCCGAACACGUCAUGUCUCACUCUGACGGGGAAUCCCACCGAUCGAACAUGGAGAAUGGGGAAUCCCACCGAUCGAACACGCGCUCCUCCCCGAGUCCCCCCUCUACUCCAUCUAUCUGCUCGCCUACCUCCACCGCCUCCUCGGUGCUGUCCACCCGGAAGAACGUGUGCGCGAGCUGCGGUUUGGAGAUCCUGGACAGAUACCUUCUCAAGGUGAAUAACUUGAUCUGGCACGUGAGGUGUCUGGAGUGUUCUGUCUGCCGGACGUCAUUGCGUCAACACAACAGCUGUUACAUCAAAAACAAAGAGAUCUUCUGUAAAAUGGAUUAUUUCAGUAGGUUUGGUACAAAGUGUGACCAGUGUGGACGCCAGAUAUAUUCCAGCGACUGGGUGCGUCGGGCCAAGGGCAAUACCUACCACUUGGCGUGCUUCGCCUGCUUCUCCUGCAAGAGGCAGCUGUCUACGGGGGAGGAGUUUGGCCUGGUGGAGGAGAAGGUGCUCUGCAGGAUCCACUACGACACCAUGGUGGAGAACCUCAAACGGGCUGCCGAGAGUGGUAGUGGCAUCACUCUGGAGGGGGCAGUGCCGUCAGAGCAGGACAGCCAACCCAAGCCUGCCAAGAGAGCACGCACCUCCUUCACUGCUGAGCAGCUGCAGGUGAUGCAGACUCAGUUUGCGCAGGACAACAACCCCGAUGCACAGACCCUGCAGAAACUGGCAGACAUGACUGGUCUAAGCAGGAGAGUCAUACAGGUUUGGUUUCAAAACUGCAGAGCAAGACACAAAAAGCAUACCCCCCAGCACAGCGGACCCCCACAAGGCCACCCCCAGUCCCGGAUGCACCCCUCGCUGCCUGAUGACCUGCAUUACUCCCCCUUUGGAAGUUCUGAGAGGGCGCGUAUGGUGGCCCUGCACGGAUACAUCGACAGUGAGUGUUACAUAGGCCACCCAUUCUCUGUCCUAGCGACACAGAGCCUGAACCCCCAUCAAGCAAUGUCGCUGUCCCAGCUACCCCUCAGCCGCUAACUAACGGAUGCUGCCGCCAUCACCCCUGACCUCCCAUCAGCAACCUCCGUUUGCCGACUCGACCCCAGAGGUCAAACAUGAAGACUUACGGAGAGGUUCAAGAUUCAAGAUGCCUGAGAGACCGAGGCAGAGAGAGACCGAGGCAGAGAGAGACCGAGGCAGAGAGAGACCGAGGCAGAGAGAGACCGAGGCAGAGAGACAGACAGACAGACAGACAGAGAGAGAGAGAGAGAGAACUAUUUUUCUAUGAACAGGAUCAUGAUUAUAUAUUCCACCUAUUGUUGUCAUGGAGGACAUGAGCCCUUCCUUUUCCUAACUGGGACUUAUUCACUGUCAAGAUACAUUCAACUCGACUAUGAGCUCUCUGUGCGUGCAGAAAUGGACUGAAAGGUCUCUUCUCUCCAUCCUCUGAAGGGAGUGAUGGGACCAGACUAACAGGAAUACACCCUCAUGUGUGGUCAGAUUUACUCACGAGGAGAAAAAAACGGCAAGGGAUUGAGCUUGGCAAGGGACACUGAGGUAAGAAACCUCCCCUUUCACUCUGUGAUGAUACCAUGAAGGAAUGCAAAAUAACUGACCGUUUUAGGUGUGGAAUCUGCUACGAACUAAAAACGAAUACGAAUUUUUAAAUCACAGUUGUUAGUAUUGAUGUUGUAUGAAAUCAUCAGGUAAUCAGCUGUUCGUUAAAGGGAAAUGUAAAAAAAAAAAAAUGAAACUUUUCCAGCACCAUC